AUGGACAAGUUGAAGUGCCCGAGCUUCUUCAAGUGCAGAGGGAAGGAGAAAGUGACGGCUUCAUCUGAGAAUUUCCAUAUUGGUGAAAAUGAUGAGAAUCAGGACCGUGGCAACUGGUCCAAAAAAUCGGAUUACCUUUUAUCUAUGGUUGGAUAUGCAGUGGGAUUGGGGAAUGUGUGGAGAUUCCCAUAUUUGACCUACAACAAUGGCGGAGGUGCCUUCUUGAUACCUUAUGCGAUUAUGCUAGCACUGGCUGGUUUACCUUUGUUCUUCCUAGAGUGCUCACUGGGACAAUUUGCUAGCUUAGGUCCAGUUUCAGUUUGGAGGAUUCUACCAUUGUUUCAAGGUGUGGGGAUUACAAUGGUCCUGAUAUCCAUUUUUGUGACAAUCUAUUAUAAUGUCAUAAUUGCCCAUAGUCUUUACUACAUGUUUGCUUCUUUUCAACGUGAACUACCAUGGAAAACUUGUUCUUAUUGGGCAGAUAAAACCUGUAGCAGAUCGCCUAUAGUGACACAUUGUAAUGUGAGUAUAAAGCUAGGUGAAAUCUUCCAAGUGAAUAAAAGCUGGGUAGACGCCAACAAUUUUACCUGCAUCAAUGGAAGUGAAGUUUAUCAGCCAGGGCAGCUUCCCAGUGAACAAUAUUGGAAUAAAGUGGCGCUCCAACGGUCAAGUGGAUUGGAUGAGACUGGAGUCAUUGUGUGGUAUUUAGCACUUUGUCUUCUUCUGGCCUGGCUCAUAGUUGGAGCAGCACUAUUUAGAGGAAUCAAGUCUUCUGGGAAGGUGGUAUAUUUUACAGCUAUUUUCCCCUAUGUUGUCUUGCUCAUCCUGCUGAUCCGAGGGGCAACUCUGGAUGGUGCAUCAAAAGGCAUUUCAUACUAUAUUGGAGCACAGUCAAAUUUUACAAAACUUAGGGAAGCUGAGGUUUGGAAAGAUGCCGCCACACAGAUAUUUUAUUCCUUGUCAGUGGCUUGGGGUGGUUUAGUUGCUCUGUCAUCUUACAAUAAGUUCAAUAACAACUGCUUCUCAGAUGCCAUUGUAAUUUGUUUGACAAAUUGCCUCACUAGUGUGUUCGCUGGAUUUGCUAUUUUUUCUAUAUUGGGACACAUGGCUCAUAUAUCUGGAAAGGAAGUCUCUCAAGUUGUAAAAUCAGGUUUUGAUUUGGCAUUCAUUGCUUAUCCAGAAGCUCUAGCUCAACUCCCAGGUGGGCCAUUUUGGUCCAUAUUAUUUUUCUUCAUGCUUUUGACUUUGGGUCUCGACUCGCAGUUUGCUUCCGUUGAAACGAUUACAACAACGAUUCAAGAUUUAUUUCCCAAAGUGAUGAAGAAAAUGAGGGUUCCCAUCACUUUGGGUUGCUGCUUCAUUUUGUUUCUCCUUGGCCUCGUCUGUGUGACUCAGGCUGGAAUUUACUGGGUUCAUCUGAUUGACCACUUCUGUGCUGGAUGGGGCAUUUUGAUUGCAGCUAUACUGGAACUAAUAGGGAUCAUCUGGAUUUAUGGAGGCAACAGAUUCAUUGAAGAUAUAGAAAUGAUGAUUGGAGCAAAAAGGUGGAUAUUCUGGCUAUGGUGGAGAGUUUGCUGGUUUUUCAUUACGCCUGUCCUUUUGACGGCAAUCUUGAUCUGGUCAUUGGUACAAUUUCAUAGACCUAGUUAUGCCCAAAUUCCAUACCCUGACUGGGGAGUUGCUCUAGGCUGGUGUAUGAUUAUUUUCUGCAUUAUUUGGAUUCCAAUUAUGGCUAUUAUAAAAAUAAUUCAAGCUGAAGGAACCAUCCUUCAACGCAUUGUAAGCUGCUGCAGACCAGCUCCUAACUGGGGGCCAUACCUGGAAAGACAUCGUGGGGAAAGAUAUAAAAAUAUGGUAGAUCCUAAAAAAGAGACUGACCAUGAAAUACCUACUGUUAGUGGCAGUAGAAAACCAGAAUGA
Messenger RNA from Mesoplodon densirostris (Blainville's beaked whale), 1920 nucleotides. Its product is annotated as sodium- and chloride-dependent neutral and basic amino acid transporter B(0+). The transcript is spliced from 14 exons. Gene Ontology annotation, cellular component: membrane. Gene Ontology annotation, molecular function: L-proline transmembrane transporter activity. Lineage: Eukaryota; Metazoa; Chordata; Mammalia; Artiodactyla; Ziphiidae. The record is from RefSeq and is a predicted model, not a curated record. The coding region runs from base 1 to 1920 and encodes 639 amino acids. Gene Ontology annotation, biological process: sodium ion transmembrane transport.